Messenger RNA from Drosophila busckii, 837 nucleotides. The record is from RefSeq and is a predicted model, not a curated record. Bases 1 to 837 code for a protein of 278 amino acids. Lineage: Eukaryota; Metazoa; Arthropoda; Insecta; Diptera; Drosophilidae. The transcript has 4 exons.
AUGGUUGUAAAUGUGACUGUCGACAACAACAGCAAGCGUAACAACAACAGCAGUAAGUGUUUGCUUUGCUCAUCGCGCUUGUUGUGUUCAUCGCUGGCAGCUGUGGCCAAAGCUGUAAGUGGCAAAAGCGCAGAGCAGCGCAUAGAUCAUGACUUUGGACUAGGGCUGGAGAGCGAGCAUGAGGUGCAUGAGCAUCAUGUUCAGCAUGAGCAUCAUGAGGGCUAUUGGAAGAAGAAGGUGACAUGGAAAGAGGGCUGGAAGAAGAUAUGGAAGCCAGCCAAGAAGCAAAUCUGGGUGCCUUCUUAUAAGAAAAUCUACAAGCCGCAUUGGGUCAAGGUGCAAGGCUGGAAAGAAAUACAAGUGCCGGAGUGGAAACAGUACUGGACGCCGGAAGUCAUUAAGGUGGGCAUACCUGGCGAAAAGUUUUUGGGCAAAGAUCCAGAGGGCUGGGAGUAUACUAGCCAUGAUUUGUGGAAGAAGAAGGUGGUGUGGAAGUCGCACUGGAAGAAGGUAUGGAAGCCAGCCAAGAAAGAAAUCUGGACAGAUAAGCUGGAAUGGAAGGAGGCGUGGAAACAGAUCUGGGUGCCUGGCUAUAAAGACAUAUGGGUGCCUGGCUGGAAGAAAAUCUGGAAGCCUGUAGUCAUAAGCGAGUGGUUCCCAGCGCCCGAUCACCAUCAUCAGCAUCAUCAUCAGCCUGACUGGGAUCGCAAGGACAAUGAUAUAAGCAAAGUGGUGUGGAAACGCGAAGCCACAGGGCGGGGGAGUUCGACGCGCUUGCAGCCAGUUAGUGGGCUCUUGCCCAACAAGUCACAGGCUUUAAGAAUUCCGGGUGCGUAG